Aplysia californica (California sea hare) is the source of this 868-nucleotide messenger RNA. Its product is annotated as COA8 family protein CBG23705, mitochondrial. Gene Ontology annotation, biological process: intrinsic apoptotic signaling pathway. The coding region runs from base 195 to 773 and encodes 192 amino acids. The transcript is spliced from 4 exons. Gene Ontology annotation, cellular component: mitochondrion. The record is from RefSeq and is a predicted model, not a curated record. NCBI's taxonomy places the organism in Eukaryota, Metazoa, Mollusca, Gastropoda, Aplysiida, Aplysiidae.
GAGAUCUGUGAUCUGGUCCAAAACAAUCUUUUCCGAUGGAAAGUUUCUUGGCCAAGGUUAUCAACAAUUGAGACUCGAAGGCGGUUCCUGAAUUAAAUCUACGGUUUGAAGCCUUGGUCGAACUGUGCUCUAAAGUUUCGGCUCUGAUCAUAGUCCUUUCGUCAAUCAAAGCACCUCUAGAUCUAGAGCCUAUAAUGUCAUUGUCAAGAUACAUCGCAGGAGUUCCCCGCUCGUUGAAUGGUCCGAGGGCUGGGUUGAUGAAGUUAAAAUCGAGAGAAAGCAGGGUCAUGUCAGUGUGCCUUUCUACCGAGGGAGGUGUGGAAACAGAGAAGAAGAAAUUGAAAAUAUCACCGGAACCCCCUGUUGGAGCAAAAGCAGAUAUGAUUGGCCCUCCUGAUCCUACCUCCAACAUCCCUCCCAUCAGGUUCUACAUUCCACCGAAUGAAACUGCCACAGAGAGAGACUUUCGAUUGAGAAGGAAGGAAGUCCUUGAAUGGAACCAAGAAUUUUGGUCAAAACACAACACAAAAUUUUUCAAGGAGAAAGAAUUGUUUAUUCGGCAAAAUAUGAAGCAGCCUAUGGAGGGGAAAAAGAAAAAGUCAUUGACACCUGAGGAAAUGUCUGUUUUCUACAGAUCGUUUUUGAAUGAAAACCGGAAUUCACAUUUCCAGUAUAACAAAGAAUGGUACAAGAAAAACUUCUCUCUCCUGUGGCCUGCUCUGAAAGUGACGCUUAUAAGAUGGAGACGUAAAGUCUCAGGGAAUGCUGAAUAGCAGUCAGUGUUGUUUGUUGUUUGCAGUGUAUUGUAGAUUUGAAUGCAUGUGAUGAAUGAUUUAUGUAAAUAAAAUUAUGACUCGUCUAAAAGAAA